UUAUGCAAUAUUAAUCAUAAAUCUUAUUUAAUCAUUCUGAAGACAUUUGUAUAUUGCGCUUUUAAGCGGAAGUCACUUCAAGCCUGAAUUUGAUUUGUAUAGUUUGUAUCCAAAAACAUUGAGGUGUAAUGCUUCAACUUCCUUUCUACGACGUGCCUACUAGAAUGCAGAAGAAAAGCGCAACUGCGGUCGCUUAUUGCAAACGAGGCCGCGGAAAUCUUCGAGUAAAUGGGCGUCCGCUAGAAUUGGUUGAACCUCGAGUAUUACAGUACAAAUUACAAGAACCCAUUCUGUUGCUCGGCAAAGAAAAGUUCUCUGGAGUCAAUAUUAGAGUAAGAGUAAAUGGUGGUGGUCACGUAGCCCAAAUUUACGCUAUCCGACAGGCUAUCUCUAAGGCACUGGUUGCGUAUUAUCAAAAAUAUGUUGAUGAAGCUAGCAAAAAGGAAGUGAAAGACAUUCUUAUUCAGUAUGAUCGUACGCUUCUAGUUGCUGAUCCAAGGAGGUGUGAACCAAAGAAAUUUGGUGGUCCAGGUGCCAGAGCACGAUAUCAAAAGUCUUAUCGUUGAUAUCUGCAAAUUUCACACUAUACUUCAUUCAUAUAAUUGAAUGAAAAAUGUAAAAAUGUAAAAAGUUCCUUGCAUUUAUUUGUAUACUUACCUCUUGUUUUGUCAAAUAUAGCAUUUCAUUGUAAUACAAAUUUUUUGCCUUUGAAAGCAUAAGGCACACAUUAUUCAGAUUCAUGUUUUAUGGUCCAUCUUUCUUUAACAUACUUGCAGAUUUCGUUGUAACCAAGCAUGCCACUUUCUUGCGUGUAAGAACCAGGUUGCCCAGGACCAUUUUUUGAAGAACCUAUUGUAUUACAGGAGGGAUUUGACAAGAUAA
Messenger RNA from Heterotrigona itama, 882 nucleotides. The record is from the annotation of a GenBank genome assembly. NCBI's taxonomy places the organism in Eukaryota, Metazoa, Arthropoda, Insecta, Hymenoptera, Apidae.